CAUCUGUUUGGGUUCAACGUUGCUUGCGAUCGCUCCGCAACUCGGGCCAUCGCAUCGGACCGCAUCACGCCUGUGGUGGGGAUUGCGGACAAAGCACAUCGCUGGCAUUUCCAUUGAGGUACAUGAUGGCGGUGCAGAUGCGCAGAUCCGCUGGUAAGCAUUUAUCGAGAGCCGCCGCCGCUGACGCCGGGAUGCAGCACUAGCUCACUAGACGAGGGCAUCGCCGAAUCGGCGCCGUGGACAUCUGCAUCGGGGCCCAUCUCUGUCGGCAUGCAGCAGGGGGUUUUCGUCUUUGUGCUGUGUAACCCAGCCACGUGAAGUUCAUCGCAUCAGCCGCCUCGAAAAACGCAGUGGAAGCGCGGAGCGUUGGUUGACCGUACGGGCCAUCACCAACAUCAAAGCGUUUGGCUGAGCGGCAGGCACCUUGGUGGUUUUGGGCAUUCGAGGUAACUAGCUGGCGGGCCCGCGCGUUCGGGGAGGUUUCGGGUGCGGCUUGCCAAACACGCCGUCGCCACCAAGAAAUGAGGGUGGAAUAUGGUGACCUCAUCAUCUCAUCGGCACUCCCAGGGGUGGCGAGGCUCGGCUCCCUCCUUCAUCGCCCACCGUCAGUGGGUGAAAUGCUCCGCUAGGCCGCCCCGUGCUUCUCCGGCGCCAACGCUAUCCGUCGGCGUGGAGAUUGGUGACGCUAACGUUGGAAGGUCUUUCAAGCCGCUGCCGCAAAACGCCUGGAGCAAUCCGUGAUUCGCAGUCGCGAGUUUGAUAAAAAAAGGGCGACGCCCCCUGGCUUGCCUUUGUUCUGUCCAUCCACCAGACCAACAUCACUAUCAUUUUCACUUCGCCGAGAGCGGCCUCUUUGUGUCUCUCUCACAUCAUCAACGUCGGUUUCCAGGCUCACAAUCGACAUUAUGCGGAUCGAUCUCGCGCUCAUCGCAGCCUCGCUGCUCAGCACGGGGGCGGCCGUCGCAAUCGACGGCCCGCGGAACGUCGUCAGGAUGGACAUGGGCGCCCAGGACGAGCAAGAUUUGUACAAGCGCCGAGGCGGCGGUGGAAGCGGCGGGCGCGGAGGCGGAAGCUCUGGCGGGAGCAGUGGUGGACGAGGUGGCAGCGGCGGCAGCGGCGGCAGCGGAGGAAGCGGAGGCUCUGGCGGCAGCGGCGGCUCCCGAGGCGGAUCCGGAUCCACCGGCAACAGGGGCUCCGGCUCCAACUCGGGCGGCACGUCGAGCGGCGGUUCCGGGCCUACGCCUCGGUUCGGCGGCGGCCGCUUCUACGGUGGGGGCGGCUCGCGGCCGUAUACGUCAGGCGGCCGAAGCCCUGGGUCGGGCAUCCUCCCCUUCGCCCUCGUCGGCGGCGCGGCCCUGGCCUUCUGGCCCGGUCUCUGGCUGUACGGCGCCUACAUGUAUCCGUACCACUACGUCCACCACUACCACAACGCCACGUCCGAUAAGAACGAGACGGCCAAGGUCAUGUGCGGGUGCGCCAAGUAUGCCGAGUGCGGAUGCGACGAGAACAACAGCACCGCCUACUACGAUGAGCUGCUGGGCAACGGGUCGUAUGACGCGCUCAACAAGAGCGUCGUCAACAUCGGCAACUACAAGGGCGACAAGACCAUCCUCAUCAACGGCACGUUGCCCAAUGGCACGACGGCCGACGGGCCCGACGAGAGCACAGAGUCGGCCGGCGUGGGCAUGCGUAGCCUCGCCGAGGCGGCGGGCUUCUGGCCGGCGGUGGCCGCCGUCGUGGCCGCCGUCUAUCUGGUAUAGGGGACGAUUUCGUUGAUACUCCGGGGCUGUUUGAAGGAUGUGGCCGCGAGGCACCGAUACCCAGGCGCGGGCGGCAAGCGCUGUUUUUUGUGAUUUUAAUCUAGACCAUCUGUAUGCUUAUAUGAUGACGAACAUGCCGAAUAGACCAACGUCGUUCAA
Purpureocillium takamizusanense is the source of this 1919-nucleotide messenger RNA. RefSeq lists its product as uncharacterized. Bases 906 to 1760 code for a protein of 284 amino acids. NCBI's taxonomy places the organism in Eukaryota, Fungi, Ascomycota, Sordariomycetes, Hypocreales, Ophiocordycipitaceae. The transcript has 2 exons. The record is from RefSeq and is a predicted model, not a curated record.